Sturnus vulgaris (Common starling) is the source of this 1827-nucleotide messenger RNA. Lineage: Eukaryota; Metazoa; Chordata; Aves; Passeriformes; Sturnidae. The record is from RefSeq and is a predicted model, not a curated record.
AUGGCUUUCGCCAGCCUCCUGGAGCACGUGGGGGGCAUGGGACGCUUCCAGGUGCUGUCGGUGCUGCUGCUGUCGCUGCCCGUGCUGAUGAUGGCCAGCCACAACCUCCUGCAGAACUUCACCGCCGCCACCAGCGACCACCGGUGCCGCCUGCGCCCCGAGGCCAACGCCACCGGCCUCGACCCCGAGGCCCUGCUGAGGGUCUGGGUGCCCCGUGGGGAGCGGUGCCGGCGCUUUGUGACACCCCAGUGGUGGCUCUUGGAGGCCAACGGUUCAGCACCCAACGGCUCCGGGCUGGAGACGGAGCCGUGCGGCGAUGGUUGGAGCUACGACCGCAGCGUCUUCACCAGCACCAUCAUCACCGAGUGGGACCUGGUGUGCAGCUCCCGGGGGCUGAAGCAGCUGGCGCAGUCGCUCUACAUGGCCGGGGUCCUGGUGGGCGGCGUCUUCGGGGGGCUCUCGGACAGGUUCGGCCGCCGCUCGGUGCUCACCUGGUGCUACCUGCAGAUGGCCGCCAUGGGCACCUGCUCAUCCUUCGCGCCCACCUUCACCGUGUACUGUCUGUUCCGCUUCCUGACGGGCAUGGCCUUCUCAGGCAUCGUCCUCAACAGCGUCUCCCUCUCGCUGGAGUGGAUGCCGACACACAUGCGGGCACUGGUGGGCACCUUCAUGGGCUACUGCUACACGGCCGGGCAGUUCCUGCUGGCCGGCAUCGCCUUCGCUGUCCCCGACUGGCGGCAGCUGCAGCUCGUGGUGUCCCUGCCCUUCUUCGGCUUCUUCCUCUACUCCUGGUGGCUGACGGAGUCAGCGCGGUGGCUCGUCAUGGUGGGGAGGUCCCACCAGGCCCUGCGGGAGCUCCAGAAGGUGGCCAGGAUCAACGGGAAGAAGGAGGAAGGCGACAAGCUCGACAUUGAAACCCUGAGGUCCCACAUGGAAAAGGAGAUGACGUCAUCGAGGACUCGCCACACCGUGGUUGACCUGGUCCGGACGCCCGUCCUGCGCCGCAUCUCCUUCUGCCUCUGCUUCGUGUGGUUCUCCACCAGCUUUGCCUACUACGGGCUGGCAAUGGACCUGCAGAACUUUGAGUUCGACAUUUACAUCAUCCAGCUGAUCUUCGGCGCCGUGGACUUCCCGGCCAAGCUGAUGUCCAUCCUCACCAUCACCUACGUGGGGCGCCGCUUCACCCAGGCCAUCGCCCUCAUCCUGGCCGGCCUGGCCAUCCUGGCCAACAUCUUGGUGCCGCAAGACCUGCGGACACUCCGGACAGCCCUGGCUGUCUUUGGCAAAGGUUGUUUGGCCGCGUCCUUCAACUGCGUCUUCCUCUACACCGGCGAGCUCUACCCCACCGUGAUCCGGCAGACAGGCAUGGGCUUGGCCAACACCAUGUCGCGGCUGGGCAGCAUCAUGGCCCCCCUGGUGAAGAUGGCGGGCGAGCUCUUCCCGGUGCUGCCCUUCAUCAUCUACGGCGCCGCGCCCGUGGUGUCGGGGCUGGUGGCCACGUUCCUGCCCGAGACACGGAACAUGGCCCUGCCCGAGACCGUGGAGGAGGUGGAGGGAAGCCUCAGGGACCCCAAGGACCCAAGAUCCCAGCCCCAGAGUGCCCAGUCAUCCCAAGAGCUCAGAGAUCUCGAGGACUCCGGGAUCCCAAGGAUCCCAAAGAUUCCAGGAUCCCAAGGACCAAGGACUCCGGUGCCUGAAUGUCCAGGGAUUCGGGAUCCCAAGGAUUCCCAACAUUCUGAGGACACAGGGAUGUCCCAGAAUUCCCAAGUCCCCGCAGAUCCCGAGGAUCCACGUGUCCAGCCCACACCAUCCCCACCUGUCCCCUGA